Molecule: messenger RNA, 2145 nt
Organism: Anopheles moucheti
Lineage: Eukaryota; Metazoa; Arthropoda; Insecta; Diptera; Culicidae
Product: zinc finger protein 62-like
Exons: 3
Coding region: 68-1645 (525 amino acids)
Biological process (GO): regulation of transcription by RNA polymerase II
Cellular component (GO): chromosome; nucleus
Molecular function (GO): DNA-binding transcription factor activity, RNA polymerase II-specific; RNA polymerase II transcription regulatory region sequence-specific DNA binding; zinc ion binding
Source: RefSeq, a predicted model, not a curated record
ACAGCGUUGUAGAAAACUUUGCAAUUCUUUUGAAUACGUUUACGUCGUUUUAGGUCUGGUUUUCAGCAUGACUACAGAACUUAGUUGUAACAUGUGCCGUUUCUGCUUAAAGCAGACCGAUUGCACUAGAAGUUUUUUCGAAUUGUUCAAUUCCGAAGAAGAAUGCAGCCAGUUGCAAGUGCUUCUGGGGACAGAGAUGCUCCCUACCGAUGAAUAUUCAAUUGUUUGCUCUGAGUGCGAAACCAACAUCAGUCUUGUUUUCAGCAUCAUGACCGAGAUUCGAAGAAUAAACAGCAUUUUCUGUUCACUUUUGCGUCUACAACGGGAGACCAAAGUGCUAAAUACCUCAUACGAGACCGAUGUACUGGAAGUAGCUGGCACGAAUGAGGCAAGCAAAAUGCAAGUCGAAGGGCUCUCGUCCAACGAUGAGGAAUAUUGGUACGAAUACAACAACGAAUCGGAAGGAAUCGAUGAAACAGCUUCCGCCAUAGCGAGAACGCGUCGAAACGAACAAGAACAUAAAUGUCUCAUUUGCAAAUCGUUCUCCGGGACGAACCACGACAUAAGGAAACAUCUUGAUGCGUCACAUAAGGACGUUAUCGUACCCACACAAUGCAGGAAGUGUUUGAAAACGUUAGGUAGCAUUUUCGAAUGGAACGAUCACUUGCUCACCCAUCAAUGGCCGUAUGGUUGUUUGUACUGUGAACAGAUAUUUCAGUCACAGACAGAAAUGGAUUUACAUCAGAAAGAUUGUGCGGGAUAUAAAUGCACUGGUUGCUGCCAAAGCUUUUCCUUCAUUCAUGAGCUGUUGCGACACAACUCCUGUGGCGCAAGUGAUAAAGAACGCUUGUGUAAGAUCAGCCACUUGAUAAAUACCGAUGGUCAUCUCAAACCAAGCAAACCACAGACAUGUGCGGUUUGUGAUGAAAAAUUCGAUAAAAAUGAGGAUUUAUGCAAACAUGUGGAACAGAUGCAUGCAGAGCAAGAAAUGAAAUACCACAGGUGCGAUCUGUGUCUCAAACAGUUUACCUCUAUUGCCGCAGCCCGCCAACACCGAGCAUCUCACAAUACAAAAAGUACAUAUCAAGAGAAAUCCAAAGCAACCAAAGGUGUCCCGGAGCGACCAAAUGAAUGUUUUAUCUGUCGGAUUAAAUUUAAAUUUCAUCGCGAUCUACUUCAACAUCUAGCAGGGCAGCACGCGGACGUUUCCGUGAAACUGUACCAAUGUGCGAUGUGUGAUAAGAAGUUCACCACUGAAACCAAGCUAGAGAAGCACAAGUACAAUACGCACCAAGGCCGACAACCGAAGUAUUUUUGUUCGUUCUGUGGACGCUCGUUUAACAAACGAAUUGCGCUGCAAGAUCACGAAAAUAUUCACCGUGGCAGGAAGACAUAUCACUGCGACGUUUGCAUUCGGGAUUUCACGUACAAAAGUUCUUUCGAUCGACACAUGCAGGUGGUGCACAGUGACACCAAGAAUUUCACCUGCGAGUUUUGCCACAAAAGCUUUAAACGGAAACCAACGUUGACGGUCCAUUUACGAUUGCAUACGGGCGAGAAACCGUACCAGUGCGAACUUUGUAGCCGUCAAUUCACAGAUCCUAGUUCGUUUCAUAAACACAAGCACAGGGAACAUGGACGAUGAUUGGAAUUGCACUCUCGGCUCCGGAAUCUGGCUAUGUGGUCUAGCAUACAUGGCUGGCAUGAGCUGGCAGGACCAAAGAAGAACUGGUAGAUAAUACGUAAAAGAAAAAGAUUUCAAGGUUUGAAAAUCUGAUCUGAAGAUCUGAAAAAAACUUCUCUUUCCAAUACACGUGGCGACGAAUGAAACUGAGACUACAGAGCAGUGAUAUAGUUCCGGUACACACACAUGCCUUACUCACUAUCGUAUAGCAAAUUAAACUCGUCAGGCUCCGGUGGAUCGGUCAUGUCAUGAGAAUGCCACAGGACGACCGAGUACGUAAACCAUACCACCGUAAGCGCAAAUUGCGAUGGAGAGAUGACAUUGAAGCGACCGAUCGGAAUAUUCCACGACGAUGCCGCGGUUUUUGGGCCAGAUAAGUAAGUUUUGAAAACUGUUCGAAUUGUAAUGCUAAAAUUAAUAUAGUAAAAUUGAACAAAAAAACCCUACAGUACGAUCUUUAU